AUGUCUGAUAAGGACACCAAAGAUUUAGGCUAUACUAUGGUUCGGCCUUCAUUUUUUGAUCUCGCUGACCCAAAUGCAGGAAUUUAUAAAUGCGAGCUUAAAGGGCUUUAUAUUCUGCUUGUUCUUAUCAGCACUUUUUAUAUCGGAAUAUCUGCUGUCCAGAGAUUUUCAUCAGUAGGAUAUUUCUGAGAAGAUGCCCUAUUUUGGGCUAUGGCAAAAGAUUGGCUUAUAGUGGCUCUAGCGUAUCCAUUCCUUUUCGCAUACUCCUUUAUGGCUUAUUUUCUUCAAAUUCUUAUAAUAAAAGGCUUAUCUUACAAUUUAUCUGUAGUAUUCCAGCAUUUGUCACAAGGCUUCAUGUUUUUGGUUGUCUCAUAUAUCAUUGUUACAUGAGACUGCGGGUUCAGUCAAACAAUGUAUAUGACGAUCCUUUGCUUUUGUUUUUUCAUGAAAAUGCACUCUUAUACGAUGGUGAACAGAGAUUUGAGGGAAAAUCAAGAUAAAUCUGAAAAUAAAUAUCCUAAGAAUAUUACAAUUGCUAAUUAUGCCAAUUAUUUAUUGACCCCUGUGCUGAUUUAUCAAUUAAGUUAUCCGAGAAUACCAAAAUUUAGACCAGAGUAUUUUUUCAAAAAACUGAUUUUGUUGUUUUUUCAGCUGUUUUCAAUGUAUGUAAUUACAUCGGAUCAUAUUAUGCCAGCACUUGCUAGAGGAAAGAGUAUACAAUUUUUGGAUUUAUAUUGCAGAUUGAUUUUGCCAACUCUUAUUGUAUAUUUACUCAUAUUUUUUGUGGCUUUUGAGCAAAUAUUAAAUCUCCUUGCUGAAAUAUCAAGAUUUGGAGAUAGAGAAUUUUAUCAAGACUGGUGAAAUUCAUUAAGUCAAUCAGAUUUUGCUAGAAAAUGGAAUAGGCCUAUACAUUUAUUCCUUUAUAAACAUGUUUACCUAGAACUGCGAACUCGUUAUGGAUUCAAAAAUAUGGCUUCGUCUCUAUUUACCUUAUUAUUUUCAUCCCUUUGCCAUGAAAUGAUUGCAGCUUUGAUCUGUAAAAAAAUACGCUUUUAUUUAUUGGGGAUAAUGUGGUUGCAAUUCCCCCUGAUUUUUCUAGUGAAGACAGUUAAAAACGAUUUGUUUGGGCUUUACUUGUUUCUGAUAGGAAUAAUCGCAGGUCCUCCCUUAAUAUUAACUCUCUAUGCAGUUUCUAUUUAA
This is a messenger RNA of Blepharisma stoltei, 1200 nucleotides long. The record is from the annotation of a GenBank genome assembly. Lineage: Eukaryota; Ciliophora; Heterotrichea; Heterotrichida; Blepharismidae.